Xenopus laevis (African clawed frog) is the source of this 2778-nucleotide messenger RNA. RefSeq names its product PRKC, apoptosis, WT1, regulator S homeolog (gene pawr.S). The record is from RefSeq and is a predicted model, not a curated record. Gene Ontology annotation, cellular component: cytoplasm. The coding region runs from base 526 to 1575 and encodes 349 amino acids. The transcript has 7 exons. Gene Ontology annotation, biological process: positive regulation of apoptotic process; apoptotic process. NCBI's taxonomy places the organism in Eukaryota, Metazoa, Chordata, Amphibia, Anura, Pipidae.
UAUGUGUGGCGCCUCCUCCGACCCCGGGGCAAGCUCUGACUCAUCUCACUGACGCCCCAGUCCCUCCCACUCUGGAUUUAGCCACACAGGUGAUUUCUCCCAACCAAAACUAUUUGCAGCAAAGAGAGAAACAUCAUUCCUAAAUGAAAUCGGCUUUUCUCAUUGUUAACAACACAUCUUGCUAAAAGCCGGCAGCUUAGUUCGGGGGAGUUCCGGAAAUAUUGCCUAGAAUUCCAGAGCCCGCCUUCCUGUACCCGCUGGAGAUCGGCCAUCUACGGAACUGAUCGGAAUGUCUCGGCUUCUUCCGGGGACGAGGGACUGAGCGAACAAACGAGCGAGAGCUGGAGAGGUGAGAGAAGGAGCCGGAGGUGUCGCACCUUAUCCUGGGAAUUCCAACCUUGUGUCACAUUCGAAUCCUCCCAGUGCACCACAGGUUGUGUGACUGUGUUCUUGUUUUUGUCAAGUGCCCAUUUAAUGUCCUGAAGAGUUGUGGACCUGUAUGAUCAACAGUGACUUGGAGACAACAUGGCAAGUGGGGGAUACAGGUCUCACAAGCCAUCUACCUCUAAUACAACUGAUUUCUUGGAGGAGUGGAAAGCUAAGAGAGAGAAGAUGAGAGUCAAAAUGCUUGCAAAUGAGUUAGUAAUAGCAGCCGCAGGAGGAGGAGGAGGAGGAGGAGGAGGAGAAUGUGGCGGCAAUGACCUUGUCAAUAAAGCUAGCAAUGAGUUGAACAACAAUGGCAACUGCAACACAGCAACUCCCAAUAACCCGGUAUCUGCAGCAGCCUCAAUCUUUAAAGGUCCUGCAAAUAAGAGGGCAGAUGAGGACCCAAUAGUCCCAUCUACUGUGAUGCAGCAAAAGCAAGUGCCCGGUCCUGUGCAAGAUGUGGUAUCUGCAGGAAACGUGCAGGAUGAGUCCACUCCAACAGUUUCACAGGAACCUCCCACAAAGUCAAAAGAAAAGAAGAGUUGCAGCGGUCCUAGUGCCAGGAAGGGUAAGGGACAGAUUGAGAAGAGAAAGCUUCGAGAAAAAAGAAGGUCUACAGGAGUGGUUAGCAUCCCCUCAGUAGAAAGUCCUGAUGAGUUUGAAGAUGAAGAAGCAGGACAAAAAGCAAGAAAAGGAGAGGAUGUAGUUACCAAGCAAAAUACUCUACAAAAUGAAUCCUUUUGCCUGGAUCCAAGUGAAUCCUUCUUGCCACAGGAAACUGUGAACACGUCAGGAUCCAACCAAUACAAAAGCAAUAAUGCUCCUGAUGAUGACAUCUUAAAUCACUUUUCUCGAAAUGAUCGAACAGCCUGUAAUCAUUUAAACCGAGAGACAAGUUCCUCUGGAAAUUCUGGCCAGGACAGUGCUCUGGUACAAAAAAUCGAAGAACUUGAAAGAGAUCUAGCAAAAGAGAGGCAAGAACAUUUGAGAUUAACAAAGAUAAUGGAAGACAAAGAAGAAUUAAUUCACAAACUGAAGGAAGAAAUAGACUUAUUGAACAGAGAUUUGGAUGAUUUAGAAGAUGAAAACAAGCAACUAAAGCAGGAAAACAAGACGCUGCUAAAAGUCGUUGGACAACUAACAAGAUAGAAGAUUGUUUGUAGCUGUGCUGCUCACUACUGAUUUCUACCUUUUGAGAAGAGAAAGGGUGGCAUAGGGCAAUUUGGUUAAGGGAUUAGGGAAAACUUGAGCAAAAGCAACCUCUUCAGUGAAGGGGAAUUCCAGUUCUUUAUAAAGGUCUCAUAGAAUUGUAUGCUGCAAGCUUGCAUAUUUAUUACUGUGGACUUAACCUUUGGGAGGAAUGAUUAUUUGCACCAGCUGUUUUUAAGGUAUCAGUUUUUUAACCCACAGAAAAAAAAUAGUUUUUGCUUUUAAGGAAAAAGAUCACAAACACAGACCACUAUUGACAACCUUGUCGCUUAUUUGCAUCUGUUUCCAUUGCAAAUUAAAUCUCCCACUUUCUCAGUAUAUCAACAUCUGCGCUGAUAUUGUGCUCCACUCUCUUGAAAUAUGCCACAAGAGGAAAAACUAGUCUUUCUAGAUUUUUUACACAUCAGGCAGAUUAGCAAAGAAGAAAAGAAGGACCGCCAGACAAAAUUGUCACAGCACAUGUGAAACCAGUGUCUAGAAAUCUCCCCACGGACAAAGGGCAAGGAAGAAAGAUUUAAACUGAGUCACUGGAAAGGAAUGUGUCUUGUCUGUAGUGGCCUGAUCUCUGCAUAUUUUUAGAAGGACCUUAAGAAUAUUUUGAUAUUUUUUCAGAUCCAUCCAAUUGGCAUUAACAUCAUGCUUCUGUUGAUUUAACCCUUAUUUAUGCUGGUUUUGAAAUGAAUUCAAAAAAAGCCAUUGCACAUAGCAUUGAAGGAGAUAGGCUUCACAGUGGAACAUUUUUCUUCUGUAUAUAUUGUAUUGCAGCUGUAUGCUCCACCCUUGGUUUACAGCUAAGUAGACAUAAGCCUUGUUUAUAUUUAACCGCAUAGUCUUGUAAAGGCUUGUUUUUCUCUGCAGGUUUUAUUGGACCAAAACAAAAUGCAGGGACAGGAAGGUUUUACUAUGGGGUUCAUUUAAAAAAAAAAAAAAUCAGGUUCUCACCAGCAGAAAUUUCUUUUUUAAAUUCUAAUGAUCAUAUGCUCUGAUUAUAAAGAACCAAAUUGGGUUUCUUUGGGUUGACAACUAAACUGAAAUGGAGAGGUUAGAAAGUGCUUUGCUAUGAUAAAUAUGUUUACAAUUACUGUCCUCUAUAUAUUUGUAUGCUAGCUUUAUUUGCUGUGCACAAAUAUAGUAUUGCCUUUA